AUGUCUAAGAAGGUUUUGACAUCAAUGAAGGAUGAAAAUCCCGAGUUGCAGAAGCAGAUUGGAUGCAUCAGUGGAUUUUUUCAGCUAUUUGAUCGCAACAGGUUCAUCACAGGCCAAAGCACUAGCAGCCAGAAUCAGAAGAUACAUAAUCAAGGUGGAAACAGUAAUCACAUUGAAAAGAAUGUCAAGGUUGCAAGACAGAAUCAACAACUCUCCACAGAAUCAUCAGGAACUUCAAAGUCUUCAUCAUCUUGUUCAUCUAGCAUGUCAUCCCUUGAGUUUAACAAAACAAUUCAGAUAGAUCCACCAUCCAUCAUUCAAAUCAAAAUUACAGAAAACUACAAUUCAAGAGCACCAAUGAAGCAACUUGACAACCAAGGCCAUCAAUCCCUUGAUUUCUGUGAUAUUGUCAAAGACUCAAUGCAUAGAGAAGCCAAAGGAUUGUUAGUUAAAACUGUGGCUAAAGGUGAAAAGAAAGGUCGUAUCUUGAAGUACAUUGACUCUCCAAGGCCUUUGCAGGCACCAAAAUCUGUCAAUGCAGGAGUUAUUGUUGCCAAUGAAGCCUUCCAUGUUCCUACUAAAUCCCACAAAGCACCUUGGGAUUCACCAAGACUCUCCUAUGAUGGGAGGGAUAUACAUGACACAUUAAAAUCUGCUACAAAGCACAAAGAACUCCCAAGGCUUUCCUUGGACAGCAAGGAAGGAUCCAUCAAAGGUUUCAAUGAAGGAACAAAAUCUCACAACCUUUUGAAGGGUCCACAGAAGGGGUAUGGGAAUUUCAGCACAAUGCUUAAGCAGCUUCAAGAACCAGAAACUUCUAAAAGACCAUCAUCCAGUGUUGUAGCAAAGUUAAUGGGACUAGAAGCCUUCCCAGACUGGACACAAACUUGUGAUACUCCAAAGGGGAUCUCUAGCAGCACCACCAACAACAAUGAGAACUUUUCUGGAUCUAGCAAAAUUGAUGAAUACAUCCAACACCAAAGUUCAGUAUCCCCUAGGACAAGUAAGGGGUCUACCUUGCUUCAGUCUAGAAGGGAUGCUUCAAUCACAAAUGUGACACCAUAUUCAAAAUAUUCCCUAGAACCAACUCCAUGGAGGCAACCUGAUGCAAGCCAAGGUUCUCAAUUACAGGCUUCCAAGGGAAGUGAAUCUUCAAUAAAAGCAUCAAAUCAAUCCCUCUCUGUAUAUGGGGAAAUUGAGAAAAGGAUGGCAGAUAUUGAGUUCAAAAAUUCUGGAAAGGAUCUCAGGGCCCUUAAACAGAUUCUUGAAGCCAUGCAGAGAUAUAAAGAAUCAUUAGAUAUUACAAGAGAUCAGGCUUCAAAUUCUCCAUCUGACAAUAGGAAUAAUGGUAGUCUCAGUGAAAGCUUGAAAGUACAAAGGCCAAGAAUACAAAGGAAGGACCCAUCAUCUGCCACUUUUGAGAUGUCAAGUUCAACUCAGGGUAAUAAAUCUCCAAUAGUCAUCAUGAAACCAGCAAAAGUAGCAAGAAAAACCAAUAUUCCUGCUUCCACAGAAAUGUCAAUUCAUGGUAAAUCAGGCCUCAGACAUGUCAAGGAUCCUAUUAGUCAACCCUUUCAUUCAGUUGAUAAGAGUAAUAAGAUGAGAAGAACUUCAAAGUUGAUGCAAUCCUCAAAAGUUCCUCGAGUCAUUAAUGGAGAAAACACCACCAAGUCCAGCAAUACAUCUGAGACCAGGAGCCCAAGACUACAAAAGAAGUUUGAUUUGGAGAGGCCUUCUCCACCAACCAGUCCAUCAUCAGAUUCCAGCAGUAACAGAAGACUACACAACAGGCAAUCCAUGGAAUUGUCUUCCCCAAGUACAACACCCAGACAAAAAUUCUCUACUUUUCAGGAAAGAAAUGAACGUUUCAGUGAGCUCAGCUAUCAAAGGAGGGAUUUUAAGCAUGAAAUUGAUGUUAUUUCACCAGAUUUUGACAGCAAGAGAAGCAUGGACUCUCACAGUGAAAUAGAAUUCCUUCAAAAUUGUCAUUCUGAAAAGAUCAAUAGCAACCCCAUCCAGCUAAAUGGCUUGAAUCAAAAUAAUGCAGAAAAAGAGUUAAGCAAGGAAAGCUUUAUGGCUGAGACAGGAGUUACUGCUGAACAACCAAGUCCUGUGUCUGUUCUUGAGGCUGAAUUCUAUAGUGAAGACCCACCUUCUCCACUUAAAAGGAAAUCAGACAUCUCAAAAGAUUUAGAUGAAGCUCUGAACACUUAUGAUAGUAGUGAAGAGAACUCAGAAGAUCUUCCUCUUUCAUCCAACACCACAAAAUUCAACUUCAGCCAAGGAGCCAGUGAUGAUGACUUGAAAACUCAGAAUUUGGUUCAAAUUCUUCAACAAAUUGACUAUAAUGAUGAGAAACUCACCAAUGAUCCUGACCAUAAAUAUAUAUCAGAAAUACUGAUAGCAUCAGGACUGCUUAGCAGUCCCAACUCUAGUCAAACAUUUCAUUCAUCGGGUUACCCGAUUAAUCCGAAGUUGUUCCUUGCACUAGAGCAAAUCAAGACAAACAAGAUGCAUAUCAAUAUUGAACACAGUGCCAAGAUUUCCAAGACAAAUAAUCCUGAGCAAGUACAAAGAAAGCUCAUAUUUGAUGUGGUUAAUGACAUUCUAGUUCAAAAACCAACAUUGGAGAGUUCUUCCACUCUUUGGUGCCAGCCAAAUCAGCAAGCAGGUAGAAAACUAAAAGGACAGCACUUUUUGGAUGAGCUUUGCACUGAAAUUAGUAAGUUACAAUAUAAAAAUAGGAAUGUCAGCUUGGCUAAUGAGGAUGAGAAUUUGAAAAGUCUAUUGUUGGAAGAUUUGAUGCAUCACCCCACAAUUUUCAGAGACUGCAACAGUGAGAUACCAAAUAUUGUGUUGGAUAUUGAACGGUUGAUCUUCAAAGAUUUGAUAACAGAAGUUGUGAGAGGUGAAGUAGCUAACCAUAGCAGGUAACUGAUGUUUCCCAAUUAGGAAU
Molecule: messenger RNA, 2956 nt
Organism: Gastrolobium bilobum
Lineage: Eukaryota; Viridiplantae; Streptophyta; Magnoliopsida; Fabales; Fabaceae
Product: protein LONGIFOLIA 1-like
Exons: 4
Coding region: 1-2934 (977 amino acids)
Biological process (GO): regulation of monopolar cell growth
Source: RefSeq, a predicted model, not a curated record